Molecule: messenger RNA, 438 nt
Organism: Staurois parvus
Lineage: Eukaryota; Metazoa; Chordata; Amphibia; Anura; Ranidae
Source: the annotation of a GenBank genome assembly
UUAGCAGUUUAUAUGUACUAAGAUAAUUGCAUUUCCAUGUCCUGUGUACUGUGGGAGAUCAGAUAUAAUGAAUGCAGGAUCCUGGGAGACCAGAUAUAGUGAAUGCAGGGUCCGGGGAGAGCGGAUGAUAGUGAAUGCAGGGUCCGGGGAGAGCGGAUAUAGUGAAUGCAGGGUCCGGGGAGAGCGGAUAUAGUGAAUGCAGGGUCCGGGGAGAGCGGAUAUAGUGAAUGCAGGGGUCCGGGGAGAGCAGUUAUAGUGAAUGCAGGGUCCGGGGAGAGCAGAUAUAGUGAAUGCAGGGUCGGGGAGGGGAGAGCAGAUAUAUAUGCAGUGAAUGCAGGGUCCGGGGAGAGCAGAUAUAGUGGAUGCAGGGUUCCGGGGAGAGCAGAUAUAGUGAAUGCAGGGUCCGGGGAGAGCAGAUAUAGUGAAUGCAGGGUCCUG